Branchiostoma belcheri (Belcher's lancelet) is the source of this 415-nucleotide messenger RNA. RefSeq lists its product as uncharacterized. Bases 62 to 415 code for a protein of 117 amino acids. The record is from RefSeq and is a predicted model, not a curated record. The transcript has 3 exons. Lineage: Eukaryota; Metazoa; Chordata; Leptocardii; Amphioxiformes; Branchiostomatidae.
GCCCUAUAUCACGCGGCGGCCAUCUUGGAAUGAAAACGAGGCUAUUGAGGCAAGCCCGGGCAUGUUUGAAACCAGGACAAUCAUGGCGGCGUCGACGAGCACUGGAAGAACUUCCAAGGAAAGCUGGGGCGUUAGUCUGCGCCCAGUGCCGCCCAUUUCUCAUGCGUUCAUUGAGAAAUGGGCAAGGAAGGACCAGAAGGUCCCACAGAAGCUCUUGAAGAAGGGCUACGCGUUUUUUUCGGGAUCUUACAUUCAUAAUGUUGAAGUCAAACCAGGAUCCCCCGUGGUGAUGGUCCGGGCCAAGUGCUUCCCUUCCAUGAGGAAGCACGAUGAACCGAAGCGGCUUGAGGUUGUGUUCCUGCAGUUGUGUUACCGUUUUCUGCAGCUGGUUCAAACAACUUAUGCAAUGUUAUAG